AUGGGUACGACAUCGUCGCAAAUUGAUGGUCAUUAUCAGCCGAGUUUCGGUACAUUUCAUGAUUUAAAAGCAAUCGAUAUCGAUGGCAAAGAGCGAUCCAUGUCAGAGUUUCAAGGCAAAGUUCUCCUGGUUGUCAACGUUGCAUCAUCAUGUGGUAAAACAGAUCGUGAAUAUUCACGUUUAGUUGAUCUAUAUUCUCGUUAUCACGGUCAAGGCUUUGAAAUUCUCGCCUUUCCAUGCAAUCAAUUUCUGUUUCAAGAACAUGGUUCGUGUUCGACCAUCAAAUCUUUUAUUAAAAAAUAUAAUGUUGAGUUUCCCAUGUUCGACAAAAUCAAUGUCAAUGGAGAUGAUACACAUGCGAUCUAUGCUUGGCUAAAACAAAGCUAUCCCGGUCGUGUAACAUGGAAUUUCUCUGGCAAAUUCUUCAUUGACCAUCACGGUGUUCCGCGUGCACGGGCGAAUGAUAACUACGAAGAAAUCGAACAAAUCAUUCAACGCUUAUUAAAAGAGAAAAACGACGAAGAAGCAAAACGUUAA
Molecule: messenger RNA, 537 nt
Organism: Adineta ricciae
Lineage: Eukaryota; Metazoa; Rotifera; Eurotatoria; Adinetida; Adinetidae
Source: the annotation of a GenBank genome assembly